UCCAUAGGGACGCAGUGUCGGAAACGACGCGUCAGAAACAGGAACAGUUUUCACGUUACGGCGGAUAUGACACUUCGAGUUAGGCGUCUCUUGCGCACGCUGAAUGACCUUUAAAGCGAUAUUCAGAGGGUUGGAGUCAGGACAGAUUUCAUUAAGAUCUCAAUGAAAUGCAUAUAACUUAAGUUUACGACCCGUGAAGGGGAAAACAAGACACCAACACGUCUGUUGAGUACUUCCGGGUCAGAGGGUUCCCGUCAUGUUAGCCAACACUGAAAUCUGAAAAGAAGAAUCGCGUUUCUACAUUUUCUCUCUUGCAUUAAGCCUCUCGUCGGUCAUGAUCAGUUCAGUGCUGCUGCUGCGCAGGUUUACGUCAAACAUCCUGUCCUGUUCCAGAGGCUCAUGUCUACUUCCAGGUCGGAUAACUGGUGGUGUGCAGCCUUGUGCACCAGGUCACACACCCAUCCAGCAGAGCUUCCGGGGACCUCUUUUACCUAAUAUCACAGCCCUGGGCAGGUACUCUGACUUUUCCACACACAAGUACACUAUGAUUUACACCCUGCCACACAUGAAGCUCCUCAGAGCUGUGUCCAGGCUGAAACUGCUCCAAACUGCAUUCACUGUGGUCAUCUUGCCCCCAGUGUUCAUCUUCUACCUCCAGGGAGUUGUCCCCUUCUCUCUGGUCAGCUACACAACGGGUACAGCGCUGUUUGCUGGUGCCAUGCUGUACACUGCCAGUCACUUCUUCAGGAGGGUUGUGGGGAUGAUGUACCUGGACUCGUCCCAGACCACUCUCAAAGUGUCCCACCUCACCUUCUGGGGCAGGCGAUGCGAUAUCUAUCUCCCUGUGUCGGAUGUUAUGACGAUCGCGGAUACAGGCGAAUUUGUAAACGAGACAAUAUUGAAACUUAAGAGAUACAGCAGUCCACAGACGCUGUAUUUCUCCACUCAUUUUGGACGUGUGGUGGACCAACAGGGUUUUGAGAAGGUGUUUGGAACUUAAAAAUUAUUAUUGCUUCAAAUUGUACGGAUUGAAAUGGUAAUAGUCAACAGGGAAUUAUCCUAAUUCUGUCCAAAUUACGGUAUAACUUGUUAUAAUGAGAAUGAUCUGUUCUCAGUGAAAACGAUUAUGCAGUGGAAGACUGUCGUUGGUAUGAACUUUUACUGAGAUAUGUUCUAAUGAGUAAUUAAUUAUUUAAUGAAGCUUGUGGUUGGAAAUAUUUGAUAAUUGACCAAAAUUGCUUUGGUCUGUAACCAGGGUCUUAAUGUUCGAAGGAGAAACACAUUUAAUAAAGUCUUGUUAAAAGUGA
This is a messenger RNA of Cyclopterus lumpus (lumpfish), 1307 nucleotides long. RefSeq names its product transmembrane protein 186 (gene tmem186). The transcript is spliced from 2 exons. Gene Ontology annotation, cellular component: mitochondrion. NCBI's taxonomy places the organism in Eukaryota, Metazoa, Chordata, Actinopteri, Perciformes, Cyclopteridae. The coding region runs from base 335 to 1000 and encodes 221 amino acids. The record is from RefSeq and is a predicted model, not a curated record.